GACCAGGGUUGGAGACCACUACUUUAGGGUCUUUCAGUGCACUUGUCCCUGGUUAUGGUUAUGCACCUUGUUGUACGUCGCUCUGGACAAGAGUAUCUGCCAAAUGCCUGUAAUGUAAUGUAAUCAGAGGGGUCCUGUUUUACUGCAUUUACCCUACUGAGGAUCACCUGCACUGCUUGGAGGCAGCACUGAAGAGCGGGGCUGAUGUGAACAACAUCUCCUACAAGGGGAAGCCCGUCCUGGUGCUGGCUUGUGAGAACGCUGAAGAAUGUGAGGAGAUGUGCAUUGAUCUCCUAGACAAAGGAGCAGAUCCAGACAAUGCUGAUGAGGAGACAGGUCGCACAGCCCUAAUGGAAGCAGCGAGGGUGGGAGCUGUGAGUCUGGUUCGGUCAAUCCUCCAGGAUUACGGCAAAGUCAACGACAUCGAUAACAAUAAGUGCCACGCUGCCCAUUUUGCUGCUCGCGGGGGCUUUCUAGAGGUGCUUCAGCUUCUCUCUGCAUAUUCGGCUGACCUGGGCAUGGUGUCAGCAGACGGGAACACGCCGCUGCACUUAGCAGCGACAAGCGGCUCUGCUGAAUGCUGCAGGUUUCUUGCCCAGAGAGGUUGUAACCCAAAAUUGAAGAAUGAGGAGGGUUUGAUUGCACGACUGAUUGCCAAAAACCUUGGCUACAAGGCAGCAAUGAAGGAGGUUAAGAAAGCCGAGACACUGUACGGGAAGUACGUUGAGGGCGGGGAGACCAACCCCAACGAGCUGUGGGCCCUGACUGUCCACGACUGGUCUUAUGAGCACGAGGAGAGCCUGCGCAAUUCCUUCGAAAUAGAGGAGGAAGGAGACGACGAGGAGUCGCAUGGCCCCAUGGACGCCAUCUGCAAGAACACCUUCCUGUCCGUCAUGACGGACAGCGGCGCUCCAGCCGAUGCCGAAAAGCUCGAGAAGAUCUUCGCCGCCCACGAUAAGAAGCGGACGGGCAAGAUGAACCUCAACGACUUCUUCAAGGGGCUGGAGUACCUCCAGAAGGCCUUUGUGGCAAUGUCCUACGGCCCCAAAAAGAAGAAGGCCGGCAAAGGGGGGAAGGGGAAAAAGAAGAAGGGGAAGUUUUUCAUGCCCUUCCCUAUAUGCGCCAUACCGCCCGACCAAGUCGAGCGGCGGAGCGAUGGCGGCCCGCCCCACUUCAUGAUCGAGAAGUACCACCACUUCACGGACCCCAACCGCUUCAGCCGCGACAGUCCCCCAGCCCACCCCAUCGUGGACGACUCGUUCUGGUACAUGAAGGAGCCUGAGAAGGCCUUCAUCAACAUAAACCACUGCGUGAAGAGGGGCGACCUGGAGUCGCUCAGCCUGGCCCUUUCCCAGGCCGUGCCUGUGGACGUCAAGGACCGCUUCUACAAGACACCCCUCAUGACCGCCUGCAGCAGCGGCAACUACGAGGUGGUUAAGUUCCUCAUUGGUCAAGGGGCUGAUGUGAACGCCAGUGACCAGUUCAAAUGGACCCCGCUGCACCACGCCUGCCAUGCAGGCCAGGUGAAGAUCAUCAGCCUGCUCAUCCGGUCGCGUGCAGACAUAAACGCGGUGGCCUUGAACGGGACCACACCACUCAUGAGGGCCAUCGAGAGCUGCCGGCCUGCAUGCGUGGAACAUCUCAUCAAUGCCGGCGCCAAUGUGGAUACCCAGAACAGCAAAGAGCAAAGUUGCUUGGACAUUGCAAAGGCCUACGGGGACUUGAGGAUAGUGAACUUGGUGGAAGUUAAGCUUCGUGAUUCUGAUUACGUCAAGGAAGACACGCCACAAGGAAAGCCAGCCGCUGCCAAAAAGAAACCUUCAUUAGAUGAGGCUUCUGCCUCCCCGCGCACUCUGACCCCUGAGCCUGUGGCAACAAAGCUUUUGCGGAAGGACAGCGUCAUAUUCCAGAAUGCCCGGAUUGCCAGUGGAGCUGUCGACAGGCAGGACAUCACCUACGUGCCCAAAAAACCGUGGGGCCCGCCUGUUCCAAAACAAGAGGGGCAAAGGAAGAUCCACCCAGGGAAAACAGACCUGAAGGAGGCCAGUACGUCGAAGCAAUAGAACGACACGCAGACUCAUGAGGACAACCUGGCAAAAUAGCAUUCUCACGCUCAGGGUCUCUCUUUCAGUCUACCAGGCUUUAUGCACAUUAUAUGGCUCAAGCUAAAAUAAUGGCAAUAGAGUGCCAGCUAGAAACCUGUCAGCCCCUUGUGUAAUGGAACAAUUGAAAGUAUUCCAAAGUUACCCUCGUGUAUAUGGACUGUAAUAUUCACUUUUUAAAUUUUUGGAAGCGGAUAUUUCUAGACAUUUACAGGGUUGGUAUAGGGUUCUGUGAUGUUUUACCGCCAGACUUCCUCCAGACGUGCAGUCACACCAUUAGUUUCUCCAGAGGUGAUACGGUUAAAAGAAUUAGUGGUGGGUUCGCCCAAAACGAUGUCAUAAUUUGAAACUAGAGGGAUGGUAAAGCACUUGAGCUGUCUCAUUAAAUCCCAUUGAAGCUGUGUAUCGGCACAUGUCUGAAGGUCUCACAGUGUAGUAAUGAGUUGUCAGGCUGAGUUGGGUAUUUUAAAAAUGUAUAAUGACAAACCAUUCUUGUUGUACCAUCAAAAGAUCAAGGCGACUGAGUAAUCAAUUUUUAAUAUAUUCACAUUUUUCUCCCAUUAGUCUCCUAUUUAGCCAAAGAUAAAUGAUCAGGCUUCGUUCACAGGAAGUCCCACCUGAGAGGUCAGAAGUUUCAUGUUUUAAACAUCCUCAUGUUUCCGGUUAUUUAAAUUUGUUUCAGUCUCUCAAUGUGCGGCAACUGAAUCUUGUUUACUUGUGUGAAAAUGCUGACUCAGACAAUGCUGUGAUUUGUAUCUGAAGAAGCGGUGAGCAGCUCGUUUUGGAGCCAAGUUUCUGUCUUUUGCAUAGGAAUCCGGUUUUCAUCGACAAUAAACCAGCCAGAACUGCUCAAGCUGUUCAGUUGCUUCACUGAUGGAGACAAAAGUUGGGGCCUGUAAAUCUGUUUCUUGAUGUCUUUUACUUCAAUGUGAAGUGUUUAACCAUCAUCUACUAAUCAAUUAUAGACAAGUAUUAGAGAAUACAAAUAUAAAUGUUGAAAACUGGAAAAUCAGAUUUUCUCGGCUUGUUGUUUUACAGUAACUGUCUAGAUGGUGUCCUGGUUUUGAACAUCCCAGGGUUGUUUGCUGCAUGCUCUGACCAGCUAUUCCAUGCAUUAAGAACAUGUCACUUAAAUUAAUU
This is a messenger RNA of Conger conger (European conger), 3242 nucleotides long. RefSeq names its product ankyrin repeat and EF-hand domain containing 1b (gene ankef1b). Gene Ontology annotation, molecular function: calcium ion binding; protein binding. The transcript has 9 exons. The record is from RefSeq and is a predicted model, not a curated record. NCBI's taxonomy places the organism in Eukaryota, Metazoa, Chordata, Actinopteri, Anguilliformes, Congridae. The coding region runs from base 279 to 2063 and encodes 594 amino acids.